This is a messenger RNA of Gavia stellata (red-throated loon), 336 nucleotides long. Its product is annotated as placenta-specific gene 8 protein-like. Gene Ontology annotation, biological process: positive regulation of transcription by RNA polymerase II. NCBI's taxonomy places the organism in Eukaryota, Metazoa, Chordata, Aves, Gaviiformes, Gaviidae. The record is from RefSeq and is a predicted model, not a curated record.
AUGGCCUCUCACCACGUGAUCAUGGUCCAGCCCCAAUUUUCGGUGGCCCCGCGGGUGGGCGAGUGGCGAUCGGGGCUGCUGGACUGCUGCUCUGACUUUGGCGUGAGUAUUUGCGGAGCCUUCUGCUUCAGCUGCCCGGGGUGCCAAGUGGCCGGGGACACGGACGCGUGCUGCCUGUGCGGCUCCAGCGUGGCCAUGAGGAUGCUCUACCGCACCAGAUACAACAUCCCGGGCUCCAUUCUGGGUGACCGGGCCUCCGCCAUGGGCUGCCCCAUGUGUGCGCUCCGCCAGCUGAAGGGAGAUAACCGGAGGAAGGAGCUGGGCACGUUCUGGUAA